Molecule: messenger RNA, 1861 nt
Organism: Aedes aegypti (yellow fever mosquito)
Lineage: Eukaryota; Metazoa; Arthropoda; Insecta; Diptera; Culicidae
Gene: Cpr64Ac
Product: cuticle protein 7
Exons: 2
Coding region: 467-979 (170 amino acids)
Cellular component (GO): extracellular matrix
Source: RefSeq, a predicted model, not a curated record
GAUGUGUAAGUUUCCAAUUGAUUUAUCAGAUUAAGUAGAAUAUCUUAUUCAAUUUGUUUAGCAAUUUGCGUAAAAUAUUUUAAAUUAUAUUUUUGCCACAAAGUUCAACGUUUUUCUGCCACAGUGCACCGGUGGGCUCACGCGAGAAGAAGAAAAACAAAUCUCUGUGACACACGUGGUGGGAAGAAAUGCAACUGUCAGGCCAUGCACGUACCUAUAGAAAAGAAAAAUGUAACAUUCGUCUGAAACGACUUUUUCCAUUGGGGGCUGCAUUAUCCACCCCAGAACGUUUCUCGAGUCGACACCAGUCGACGGAAUAAAAUGUAUUUAUAAGACCGACUUAGAAGACGUGGCCUCAAACCAAAGAUACAUCUCACCAGGGUCUCUAGUACUGAGAAUCAGAAUCAAUUUAUCCUUGCCAGUGACAGUAAGUGCGUGCGUGGAAACGGUGCCGUUGGAGUACACAAUGAUCGGAAAGGCCCUAGUACUCGCAGCUACGCUAGCCGUAGCAGCUGCAGCUCCUGUAUACGGUCCCAUCUCCUACGGUCCACAUCUAUCGUACGGAUACGCCGCCAAAGCCAUCCAACCUCUGCACACAGUCACACUAGCCAAGCCAGUCGUGGCGGCAGCCCCACUCAUUCACCAUGCUCCGGUGAUAGCUCAUGCUGCCCCCCUGGUCAAGCACGUCGAAGCCUAUGAUCCAAACCCUCACUACAGCUUCAGCUACGGAGUGGCCGAUCCUCAUACCGGAGAUUCUAAGCACGCUGAGGAAACCCUUGCCAACGGAGUGGUGCACGGAAGCUACUCUCUGACGGAACCGGACGGCACCAUCCGUAAGGUUACCUACACCGCUGACAAGAUUCACGGAUUCAAUGCAGUCGUUGAAAAAUCUGGCCACGCUGUGCAUGCGGCACCUGUCUUCAAGAAGGUCGUGGCUCCAAUCGUGCAUGCGGCCCCAAUUGUACACUACCACCAUUAACUGUCGCCAGUGGCGAAUCGCCGAACAGCCUUUAAAUACAGCUUGUAUGAUACUUUUUUGUUUAGUAUGUAAGAGUAGUGCAUAAGUAAAUAAAUGGACGUAGUCUGUCGUCGUUCACGCGACGAUAGGUAAAAUCGGACGAAACCAAUAAAAAUGGAUUGAAAUUCGAUUGUAGACGUCUGAACAGACGUUGCAGUUGCAUUACUUGUAUUUAGCAAAUGAUGUAUCUGUCCUCUUUCUUCUCAAUAAAAAAGAUUUCACAGAUAACAGAAAACGACGUUUUACCCGUCUCAAAGCUAAUGCACUGGCCUCUUCUUCCACACGCGUCGUACAAAAUCAUGUUGUUCACGUCUUCGAUAGCAUUGCAUCAGGCAACGCAGAUAGAAUACGUGAUCGGAGUAGAUUAACAUGCAGGCCUCCCGCGUGCGUCGAUUGUUGGUAUUGUUCGGUUUUCAAAGGUCAUUUCUUCUGACGCGGCUUAUGUUGUAACGUAGUCAUGACCAGGUUUCGAGUUUGGAUUUCAUCAGAACGCAACGUUUGAUGUGUGAAAAUUGCAAUCCAUAUCUACAUAGUUACAUGUGUCUGUUUUUCAUUUCGGCUCAUAGUCACAGUGAAAGUUCAAAUUAUUUUGGAAUCAAGCCACUAAUGAUUUAUUGUUUUGCAAACUUUAUAUACCUAUAUCGAAAAGUUUCAAUCGAAUGAGAAUGUGCUCAUAUCCAUGUACUAAAAAUGUCAACUCGAUAUUGAAGGGACCAUGGAGGUAAAGGACUCAAUACCAGGGCAAAAGCUAUCCAAGCGGCCAUGAAAAACAACUUUAUUUCCGUUAGUUGUAAGUCAAAUAAGACCAGACAUGGUCGUUUAUUAUAGUGUACAUUGGUAUAA